This is a messenger RNA of Ruditapes philippinarum (Manila clam), 383 nucleotides long. RefSeq names its product thrombospondin-2-like. The transcript has 3 exons. The record is from RefSeq and is a predicted model, not a curated record. Bases 38 to 343 code for a protein of 101 amino acids. Lineage: Eukaryota; Metazoa; Mollusca; Bivalvia; Venerida; Veneridae.
UGAAAUACAAAAUACCUCCGAAGUUCCAGUACAGAAAAUGAGUGCUGACAAAAGUUAUUGCCAAGAAUGUUGUUCGACAAGCAAAUGCAACAAGGACAUUUGUACAUAUCCUCCAAACUCUGAAUGCAAGGAUAGCAAACAUGUUGAUUGUGCUCAAUUGAACUCAAUGUCCAGUAUAUGUGAAGUGAAAAAUGAAGCCAAGAAAAUUUGUCCACGGUUUUGCGACCUAUGUAAUUUAGUUGAUGGUGGUUGGUCGUCGUGGUCACAGUGGUCAUCGUGUGAUGUCACAUGUGGGAAUGGUUUACUGUUGCGGCAGCGUACAUGUAAUAAUCCGACACCAUAAAAUGGUGGCCUUGACUGCCCAGGAAACAAAAUUGAAAAGA